This is a messenger RNA of Pistacia vera, 1292 nucleotides long. RefSeq names its product receptor-like protein 56. NCBI's taxonomy places the organism in Eukaryota, Viridiplantae, Streptophyta, Magnoliopsida, Sapindales, Anacardiaceae. The transcript is spliced from 10 exons. Gene Ontology annotation, molecular function: protein binding. Bases 89 to 1099 code for a protein of 336 amino acids. The record is from RefSeq and is a predicted model, not a curated record. Gene Ontology annotation, cellular component: plasma membrane.
GAUUAGUCUGUUAGAUUUAAAGUCCUUCAUAAAAGAAGUCAGUGAUUUUCAAACGGAAAAAAUUCUUGUUUCAUGGGUUGAUGAUAAAAUGUCUAAUUAUUGUGACUGGGAGAGAGUUCAAUGCAAUGCCACUACUGGACGUGUUAUCAAACUUUCCCUUAAUGAUACAAGGCAAUUUAGUCAAUAUUACUCUCUUGAUAGACUUCCUACUCUAAAUUUAUCCUUGUUUCAUCCUUUUGAAGAGUUGAAAAGUCUUGAUUUAUCUUACAAUUUCUUUGAAGGUUGGCACGAGAAUAGAGCAUAUGAUGGCUUCAGGUGUUUGAAACAGCUCAAGAUCUUGGAUCUUAGUUACAAUUACUUCAACGCCACUCUUUUACCAUACUUGAAUAACUUAACUUCACUUACCACUUUGAAUCUUGGAUGGAAUAAUAUGGGAGAAGGUUUGAAAUCGGCCAAACAAGGUUUAGCAAAUUUGUCAAACCUAAAAGUAUUAAAUCUCGAUUGGAAUCGAAUCAAUAACUCUCUAUCAAGCCUAGGAUUAAAAAUGUUGAGAAACUUGGAAGAGUUGGAUUUGAGUGGUAAUGGAAUGAGCGGCUCUCUAACAUUGCUAGGUUUAGCAAAUUUGACAAACUUGAAAAGCUUGGAUCUAAGUAAUAAUCAAAUUAGCACUUCUCUAGCAAGUUUAGGUUUACAAAAUCUAAAAAACUUGGAAGAGUUGAAUAUGCUAAAUAAUGGAAUGAGCGGUUCUCUUACUUCGCUUGGUUUAGCAAAUUUGACAAACCUAAAAGUAUUAAAUCUCAGUUGGAAUCGAAUCAACAACUCUCUAUCAAGCCUAGGAUUAAAAAUGUUGAGAAACGUGGAAUGGUUGAAUUUGAGUGGUACUCGAAUGAGCGGCUCUCUAACAUUGCUAGGUUUAGCAAAUUUGACAAACUUGAAAAGCUUGGAUCUAAGUAAUAAUCAAAUUAGCACUUCUCUAGCAAGUUUAGGUUUACAAAAUCUAAAAAACUUGGAAGAGUUGAAUAUGCUAAAUAAUGGAAUGAGCGGUUCUCUUACUUCGCUUGGUAACAUUAAUGACAACCAAUAUUUGUCAAAGUUUUAGAUCAAAAUUUUAAAGUUACAAUCAUUUGGUAUCAAUUAUUUUAAUAAUUUUAUCCAUUGCUUUAACACUUUGAAACCCUUAAUUUAACAACCUUGGAGAUAUUGGAUCUAAGAUAUAAUAGCAUAAGCAGCGAUCUAACAAAAUCGUGCUUUGUAUAUUUCAUAACAUGUACUUUGAUGGUUUGUUUUUUGGA